Cynocephalus volans (Philippine flying lemur) is the source of this 2871-nucleotide messenger RNA. RefSeq names its product semaphorin 3B (gene SEMA3B). The record is from RefSeq and is a predicted model, not a curated record. Gene Ontology annotation, biological process: axon guidance; neural crest cell migration; negative chemotaxis. NCBI's taxonomy places the organism in Eukaryota, Metazoa, Chordata, Mammalia, Dermoptera, Cynocephalidae. Bases 206 to 2455 code for a protein of 749 amino acids. Gene Ontology annotation, molecular function: chemorepellent activity; semaphorin receptor binding. Gene Ontology annotation, cellular component: plasma membrane. The transcript is spliced from 17 exons.
UCUGAGAGGGGAGGGCUCGGAAGGAAGCGGAAUGCGACCCCCCAGCCUCUCCCCUAGGGGCUGUAAUCUGAUCCCUAGGGACUCCCCCCUAGCCUCCCGCCCUCGCUGCCGACUCCUUCUCUUCCAGAUCCCGGGGCAGAGUCCAGGGCGACUCAAGGUUCCUCCACACAUGCCUGCUGAACCCUGAGCGCCCUGAGCUGCCGGGAUGGGGCGGGCUGAGGCUGCCGCCAUGAUCCCAGGCCUGGCCCUGCUCUGGGCAGCAACACUAGGGGAGGCCGCCCCCAACCCCCCACGCCUUCGGCUCUCCUUCCAAGAGCUCCAGGCCCUGCAUGGUCUCCGGACCUUCCGGCUGGAGCGAACCUGCUGCUACGAAGCCUUGCUGGUGGAUGAGGAGCGUGGACGCCUGUUUGUGGGUGCUGAGAACCAUCUGGCCUCCCUGAGCCUGGACAACAUCAGCAAGCGGGCCAAGAAGCUGGCCUGGCCGGCCCCUGUGGAAUGGCGAGAAGAGUGCAACUGGGCUGGGAAGGACAUUGGCACUGAGUGUAUGAACUUCGUGAAGUUGCUGCAUGCCUACAACCGCACCCACUUGUUGGCCUGUGGCACAGGAGCCUUUCACCCAACCUGUGCGUUUGUGGAGGUGGGCCACCGGCUGGAGGAGCCCAUGCUCCGGUUACACCUACGAAAGCUAGAGGAUGGCAAGGGGAAGAGUCCUUAUGACCCCAGUCAUCGGGCUGCCUCCGUGCUGGUGGGGGAGGAGCUGUAUUCGGGGGUGGCAGCAGACCUCAUGGGUCGGGACUUUACCAUCUUUCGCAGCCUGGGCCAGCGUCCAAGUCUCCGAACAGAGCCACACGACUCCCGCUGGCUCAACGAGCCCAAGUUUGUCAAGGUAUUUUGGAUCCCGGAGAGCGAGAACCCAGACGACGACAAAAUCUACUUUUUCUUCCGUGAGUCCGCGGUGGAGGCAGCUCAGGCACUGGGACGCCUGACCGUGUCCCGCAUUGGCCAGAUCUGCCGGAACGAUGUGGGCGGUCAGCGCAGCCUGGUAAACAAGUGGACGACGUUCCUGAAGGCGCGGUUAGUGUGCUCGAUGCCUGGGGUCGAGGGCGACACCCACUUCGACCUGCUCCAGGACGUGUUCAUGCUGUCCUCGCGGGACCGACGGGCCCCACUGCUCUAUGCUGUCUUUUCCACGUCCAGUGGCAUCUUCCAGGGCUCCGCCGUGUGCGUGUACAACAUGAAUGACGUGCGCCGGGCCUUCCUGGGACCUUUUGCACACAAGGAGGGGCCCACACACCAGUGGGUGUCCUACCAGGGUCGCGUCCCCUACCCUAGGCCCGGCAUGUGCCCCAGCAAGACCUUUGGCACCUUCAGUUCCACCAAAGACUUCCCCGAUGACGUCAUCCAGUUUGCCCGGAACCACCCCCUCAUGUACAACUCGGUCCUGCCCAUGGGGGGGCGCCCUCUCUUCCUACAAGUGGGCGCUGGGUACACCUUUACCCAAAUCUCUGCGGACCGCGUAGCAGCUGCUGAUGGACACUAUGACGUCCUCUUCAUUGGCACAGAUGCAGGCACAGUGCUGAAGGUGAUCUCAGUCCCCAAGGGCAGCCGGCCUAGCGCCGAGGGGCUGCUCCUGGAGGAGCUGCACGUGUUUGAGGACUCAGCCGCUGUCACCAGCAUGCAAAUCUCCUCCAAGAGGCACCAGCUGUACGUAGCCUCGCGGAGCGCCGUGGCCCAGAUCGCCUUGCACCGCUGCGCUGCCCACGGCCACGCCUGCGCCGAAUGCUGCCUGGCGCGUGACCCCUAUUGCGCCUGGGACGGGGCUGCUUGCACGCGCUUCCAGCCCAGUGUCAAGAGGAGGUUCAGGCGGCAAGACGUAAGGAACGGCGAUCCCAGCACGUUGUGCUCCGGAGAGUCGUCCCGUCCCGCGCUGCUGGAGCAGAAGGUGUUCGGUGUAGAGGGCGGCAGCGCCUUUCUGGAGUGUGAACCCCGCUCGCUUCAGGCGCGCGUGGAGUGGACCUUCCAGCCGGCAGGCGACGCGGCCCACACCCAGGUGCUGGCUGAGGAGCGAAUUGAACACACGGUGCGGGGGCUGUUGCUGCGCGGGCUGCGGCGCCAGGACUCCGGCAUAUACCUGUGCGCUGCCGUCGAGCAGGGCUUUUCGCAGCCAAUGCGGCACUUAGCGCUGCACGUGCUCAGUGCUGCUCAGGCAGAAAGGCUGGCGCGGGCCGAGGUGGCCGCACCUGCUGUGCCGGCGGGCCCCAAACUCUGGUACAGGGACUUUCUGCAGCUGGUAGAGCCGGGUGGCGGUGGCGGCACGAGCUCCCUGCGCAUGUGCCGUCCGCAACCCGCGCUGCGCCCACCGACCUCAGAGUCGCGGAGAAAGGGCCGCAACCGGCGGACGCACUCGCCUGAGCUGCGCUCUGAGCGGGGGCCGCGCAGCGCAGCUCGCUGGUGACCGGGGACCAGGCCCCUAGGGAUACAGAUGGGUUGGGGCCCGGCACCCUGGGGUCCCCAGUCAACAGAGACACCAACAGACCGGCCCUGGCUGAAGGGCUGCCGCUCUGGCUUAUUUAUUAACAGGAUAACCCUUGAAUGUAGCCCUGGGAAAGGCGGCCCAGGCCGGGUGCAGGAUCCGGCGGGGGUGGGGGGCAGAGAAGCUGGGCUCCAAAGCAACGACCAGGGACUGGGAGGUGCCUGGAGUGCCCACCGAAGAGGAGGGACACACUCCACCCCCCUCCCCUUGAGGCAGUGAGCAGAAAGCUGUGAACAAGAUGGGCUGUUGGGGUGGAGGCGGGGUGAGGCAGGCCGACUGUACUAAAGUAAUGCAAUAAACACAUUAUCAGUCUAAGCUGGUAUGACCCCAGCAGACAA